Molecule: messenger RNA, 7770 nt
Organism: Caenorhabditis auriculariae
Lineage: Eukaryota; Metazoa; Nematoda; Chromadorea; Rhabditida; Rhabditidae
Source: the annotation of a GenBank genome assembly
AUGACGGCGCACGGCGGGUACCAGCGCGUCGAGUCCGACCCAACCUUGUCCGAUAGUCCGCGCGCCGCCCUUCUUCGUCAUGAUUACGGUAGCUUUUAUUUAUAUGUGUUAUUUAUAUGUGAUUAAUCAUAUCAGAGUGUUUUGAGAUUCACAAGUUGAUUGGUUAUUUCGAUUUCUGAAUGAGACUAUGUUCACUAGAUGCAGUUUUUUUCCCGCUGAUUCUGAAUAAUUGUUCGAAAAUUGCUCAUAAAGGCUGUGAAAAAAAGUUGGUGACUAACAAAAAAACCAAACUUUUUAAAGGAUUCACAGAUCUCUUACCUUACAAAAAAAUUUCACCGAUUUUUUUGGUUUUUUUGUUCAUAAAUCUCGUGAAACUUGAGCAAAUGAGUUCAUAUUCUGGAAAUGAGUUACUGUGAAGUUAUUACAAAUCUGUGUAAAGUUUCAAAGCAAUUAGAGCAAUUUCAGAGAAGUUAUGGUCAGAAAACCAUUUUUAAAUACUUGGCUCAAAGUGACAUGCCUUGUUGAAUUUGAGCUGAGAAAAUAGUUUGAGAAAUUUUUUUUAAAAGGAAACGUUUCUGGCCGAUUCUAGGGAUCACUCAAGAGAGGUGAAGCUAUUAAAGUGGUCACUAGAAAUGCCCCGAAACUUCUGAUUCAAAAAAUGUCCGAGCUUAUCCACUCAAUUUGAGAACGGAUCGUUCAAAUAGCUCUUUGAAACAAUUAAAAUUUUCCAAGAAGUAUUUCUCUUACCAGGGCUCUUACCAAUCCUCUGUCACCACAGGGCUUUUUUUGAAUGGAAGUAUUCAGAGAACGACGCGGCGGCGUCGACGUACCACCACGACGAGCUCGACUGGGAGUACGACGAGUUGGAGCGUCAUGAGCUGGAGGAUCGUCUCGGCGAGAUCCCCGACACUUUUCAUCGGCGUCAUCGAAGGGUCAGUACCUUUUUGAUGUCAAAUAGUCGAUUCACAGCUAGCUUGAGCUUUUUCAUGCUCUAAGAGGCAUUUUCGGAAAAGUAAAAGUGUUUAUUGCGCUCCAAAAUAAAGCUUGGUUCCCGAAAAUUUACAUCGAAAGGCUAGUUUUUGAAUUUUUGGACGAUUUAAAGCUAUUUUGGACUUUCCGGACAAGAAAUGGACCUUGCUUAACGGCGAAAAACGCGCCUUUUGACGUGAAUAAACUCUAUAAAACUUUUAAAUAAAGCGUCAUUUUCUACCAUACAUUCAAGAAAAUCAACAGAUGAAAUACGUUUCAAAACUGUCACAAAAACUUGACGCUACUCAUUCGAUUCAAUCAACGCCUCCUAUAAAUCUUCAAAAUAUCUAUAGCCCGUCGGCCGCGACUUGGCAGUUUUCGCAUGUCUGCGUCUCUCUGUUCCCUCACCGGCGAGGUUAGAGAAACAUGGAAAGAGCCCGUAAACAUGAGAGAGACGUCGAGAGAUAAGGAGGGCGCAGAGAAGUUCCGCUCUUUCAAGUCGCGUUAAUGAACUAUAUAGCCCGUGCACGGCUGGCUUGGGACGGCGAACGGGAGGUUCAGUUCUGGUGGCAGAGGUAGAUCACGGCGACUACCUAUGCGCCCUUUAUGAAAUGUCCCAUUUUAUGAUUUAUUUUGUAUUAGGUCGAUUUGAAGAAAACCUGAAAACCGAUUAAAUAAAUGCAAACAAAAACUGAAUUAAAUUGAAACAGAAGUAAUUCGCUCAUUAAAGGCGCAUGUUGAGCCGCCAUGAUCUACUAUCGUCGCGCAAGAUAAACCGCCCGUUCGAUGUCCCAAGCCAGUCGUAAACGGCUAUAGCAAAUCAUUAAGAAUCUAGAAAAUAAAACGUAAGCGAAUUUAGGCACGAAACAAAAAUAAUUCUACAGUUACCUACGAAAUUCCCUUCGGGGAAAAAAAAAAAAAUCUUGUGAUUUGAAUUAUCUUUUUUCCCAUUUUUUCUUGAAAAUCUUCGAUUAAAACCGGCAAUUUUUUAAAAAUCAACUGAACAAUUAGAAAACUGCCCUUCAUACAGAAUUGGAGACCUUGAGCUUUACUCCGAAAAUUAAUCAAUUAUGAUUUUUGAUGAAAAAAAUAGAGGAAAAAAAGACUUUUUUGCAAAAAAAGGUAGAAAAAGCAAUGAAUGAAAACCUUUGAACUUUUUUUCUUAUAAUCAAUUAUUUUUUUCCUGUGUAAUGCGGAAGCCUGUGGAAUGUGCAUGUUGGUUUGCAGUGCAAGGCACAAUUUCAUUUCAAACACCAAAAAAAAGUUUUCACAUGCAUUGAAAGAGUUUUUUAAGCCAAGGAAGCAUAAAAAAAAAUCGUAUAGAACCUGAAAAAUGCAUUAAAAUGAUAAAAUCAUCAUUUUCAAAAAUGGCAAAAGGAUUCGCAGUCUGCAGGAUUCGAACCUACGCGGGCAGAGCCCAAUUGAUUUCUAGUCAAUCUCCUUAACCACUCGGACAAGACUGCUGGUGACAGCCGGGUGCCGCCAUUGCGGCCAUACACCCGCGUAGGAAUUUCGCCUUGAGAACCGUGUAGAGAAUGGAUGAACAGAAAAAGGUGGGAAAAAAAUUGGCUGUGUUGGGAAUUAGCCGCGAAAAAAUUAGCCGCGGGAAAAAUAGCACUUUACUAGGAUUAGAAAAAUUUUUGAUGAACUUAUUUAUAAAAAAAUGGGUUCUGCAGAAAUAAACGAAUUAUAAAUCAGAUCUGAUCAAAAAUGUGUCCUAAAAAAAUAACGAAUUUUUUUCAAUAAAAAAAUUCAUUAAUUUUCUAUUUUUUUAAAUGUAUUCUUGAGUUAAUAUGGGUCUUUAAUGUUUUGAAAAAUUUUUGAUUUCUAUUUCUUCAAUGUCCAACAUUUUCUGUCGUUUUUGAGGAGAGUUUUCAAGAGUUUUGAGCUUAUGGAAAUGUUUUUCAAUUUUUUUAUCUCAUGAAAAAACCAUUCAUCUUAAGUUUCGCCAUGGAGCGCAUUAGUUGGCCCUCAAAAAACUUUUUCGAUAUUUUUAUUCUCUCGCUCCAAGUUUUAUUAUCCCCUCGAACUUUAUAUAUUUAUACUUUGCCAACAAAAAGGAAUUCUCGCACUCUUUUCUUGGAACGAUUGGAACUCAAAACCUUGGAGAAUUGGAUCUGACGCAUCAUCAAACGAAGAAAAGGAAAUGCGCAACCAGCAAAAAGUGAGAAAAGUUGUCCGUCCGUCAAAAAUUGAAAGCCUGUCCCCGCCUCUCUUGAAAAAGGUCCAAGCAGAUGGAAAAAAGUCCCGAGCUUUUUCCUGAAUGGAGUUCUUCAGCAUUUCCAAGUUCUUUAUUCUGCGACCUGUCAGGAAGAUUUCCAACUGGAGGAGCCGGAAUAGGGUAUUUUCUGCUUUUUUUUUCGAAAGUUUUUUCAAAAAACUGAGAAAAGUAUAGUUUUUCCAGUUGAGGGGAAGUUUCCAAGCUCUCCUUGGUAAUAUUUUUUUGAAUGAUGGGCUCAAAAAAAGGUUUUUUUAAUCAGAAAAUGAUAAAUUUCCCUUAAAAAAGGCUUUUUUCGUCUUUAUUCAUAUAGGUUUCUUCAUUAAUUUACCUCAUUUUAAAAAUUGACAAUGUUAAAAAACUCAAUUUCCAGUUAUUAGUUGUUAUCAAUGAUAAAAGGAUAAUUCCCAUAAAUAUUUUCAUUUUUGAAGAACUUUAGAUUCUUGUAAAGCAUUUUUCUCUUCACCAGGAGUCUUAGACUGGAGAAAUUUUAAAAUUUAUUUCUUCAGAACCCUUGGGAACUCCAGAGGGGUCCCUCCAGGGGUCAGAAGAGAAAACAACCACUGAAGGGGCCAAAAAAGGGGUCCCUAUAGGGGUUUAGGGUCUGACUCCUUCGCCCCUAAACUCAAGUGGUCCCUACAGGGGUUAGGGGAGAAAACAACUCCAAUAGAGGUCUUUCAAUUUCAUUUAAAAACGCUUAUUUUUUCACUUUUUUCCAUGGAAAUGCUUCUUCGCUAGGAGUUCAUAACAAUUAUCGACAUUUCUAUAUAAAUUAAAGCAAAUAAAAAAAUGUAUCGACCUCGAAAAACUAGAAAAAAACUUUGAAAAAUGAUAUUUUGCAACAAAAAUUUCCUUGCAACAACUCAGACCUUGGUAACGCGAACGGGACGCGAAUCGGACGUGUCGGGGCAUUUCUAGUGACCACUUUAGUAGCCCCAGAACUCUUAAGGGAUCCCUAGAAUCGGCCAGAAACGUCCGGAGCACGUCCGUUUCGCGUUACCAAUGUCCGAGAAUUUUUUCUUUUCACUUUCUCUUUUCUCUGUGGAGCAUGUUUGCACGGCGGCGAGUUUCAGGAAGCCCUAUACGGCGAAGAAGUGACCCGGGCCGGCCUGGGACGACCCGAAUACAGCGAAUCCAAUCAGCUUCUGCACGCCUGUGACAAGGUUCUUUCCAUUCUUCUUUUCUCUGUUCUUUUUUCUUUUUUCUUUUUUUUCGGAUUUUGAAUGGGAAUGGGUAUGAGAAUGGAAUGCAUUUUUUUAGAUUUUUCAAUUUAAAGUUUUUCAAGAUUAAAAAAAUUUCUUAUAAAGGGUUUAUUUCGUAAAACUGUUACUAACCAAUUUUUUUCAGGCUUAUAAGGAGCCCAAAAAAAUUUACUCAGAGCUCACAAAAUUAAAAAAAGAAAACCAAUUUUUUUGGACUUCACUUUCAUAUAAUUUAUUCAGCUUCAAUAAUUUUUUUAGAUAACUCAAAAAAAUUAUAAAGGAUUUUUAGAGAUUUUUUUCACAGUUUGUAAAGAUUAUUAAAAAGUUACAAGCCUAAAAAAAAUCAUAGGAAUUAAAAAUUUUUAAUUAGCUUUUUAAGCUAGAAAGUUGAACUUCUUAUUCAGACCAUGAAGAUUUUUUUGAAAAUAUGGUCUUACAUUACUUUCUUGUUUCAAAAAGGGUUUUUUUGAAUUAUAAAGUUUUUCGAAUUCGUUUUUUUACAAGAACCGUCAAAUAUUUGAAAAAAAUAUGCUUUGGAAAAAAAUAAUUAUCCGUUAUUCAACAUUUUAUCAUUGAACUGAUCUAACUUUUCAUGUUUUAAAACUACUGGGAAAAAUUUUAGCGGCCUCUAUAGGUUUUUAUAGUUUUAGUGGCCACUUAAGGGGUUAAAAGUUAGUAGCCGCUAUAGAGCUCUACGUGGUACUACUACUACUACUACUACUAAAGUUGCCACUAAUGAACAUAUAGUGGCCACUUUAGUGUCCUCUUCAAGUAACCUAAGGGAGCUUCUAUAGUGGCCACUAGAGGUUUUCCCAGUAGCUCUAAUUUUCUAGAAGUGAAUAACUUUUUUUUUGAUUCAUAAUUAUUUAUUGACAGAUCAGCGUGAACCUUAAAGAGUUCACUUGGAUAUAAUAUUUAAGAGAAUACAUUAUACAACUUUAUAUCAUUUUUUCUGAGAUUGUUCCAAGUAAAAAAAGUUUUAAAUGAAAAAAAUCAUUAGAAAACUGACAAGAUAAAAAAAUAAAACCUUCAAAAAGAAUGAAUAAAGGAUGGGUACAAAGCGGUGCCGACUUGCGAGGUGCUCGCGGAGCUCACUCAUGAGCUCCAGCUCGUUGACGAUGAUGAGGUGAGUUGAGCAUGAGAAUCAUCAUGCUCGAGGAGUUUCGGCUUCAAGGAUUUGUCUCAAAAAUAAACAUAAAAAUGGAAUUUUUUGAUUUGAAGCAAGAAUAAUAGCGUCGUUUAUUGCUCGGACUCUGGUAAUGUUUCUGAGCAGUUCUAGGGAUCACUUAAGAGCUCUGACUCUACUGAAGGGGUCACUAGAAAUGCCUCGACAAGGCCGGUUCGCGUUACCAAGGUCCAAGUUCACUCAGCGAAACGGACAUGUCGGAGUAUUUUAGUGACAACUUUAGUAGCCUCAGAACUCUUAAGUGAUCCCUAGAACUGCUCAGAAACGUCCGGUCCGCGUUUUCAAGGUCUAAUUUCGGUCAAUUUUUUUUUAAAAUGAUUUUUCGGUUAAUAAUAGAGCCUAUUUGCUCUUUCAUUGUCAGGAAGAGUUAAUAGCCUUUUGCCAACUUUUUUUUAAAUUUUUUUUUAAAAAAAAUUUAAGGUUUAUCGAGAUUUUUUAAAAAUUGUUUUUGAAGGCCUUUAUGGGCUUUUUUCCUAAUAAUUUCAGGCCAUUUUGAACAUUAUUAUGAGUUUUUAGAGCAUUUGACCCUUCCAAAACGAUUUUUCAAUUAUUUUUGUAUUAACAGGAGAGUUAUCUUAGGUUUUUUUAUAUUUUUUUCAAAUUUUUAAAUGACUUCUGAAAAAAAAGGUUAAUGCGUCAAUGGGAUUUCAGAAUUUACUUGAGAAAAAAAUUGGAGCUUCUAAACUUUUUUUAGAUUAUUUUUUUGAAAGGAUUUUUGAAAAAUUUAGUUCUUUACUUAAAAAUUUUUAUAUCAUGAGACUAGUUUGAGAAAUUUUUAAUUUUGAGUCAGUUUGAGCAAAAAGUUGAAAAUUCGUGUCACAAAAUCCUUGAAGCUGAAAAUUCGCCCCCCAAGACACCCCUAUCUAUCCCUUGUUUGGUCUUGAUAUGAACAUCACAGCAUGAAAUUCGUCCUCACCCUUUGAACAAUUACUAACCCUCAUUUAUUCGACUAUUAUUAAUAUUUUGAAUUUAUUGAUCAAUGUGUAAAUUUUGCUGAGUUCAAUGAUUUUUUGGCAAUUCCAGAGCGGCCAUGAUGAAAUGGAGCAGAGCGAGGAGACGAAAGACGAAGACGAGGAGGAGGAAACAACGGGGGCUAGAAAGGUAGGAAUAAUCGGGAAAAUAGGAGAAUACAAAGUUUGGGAGUAUUUUUAAUGAAUAGAGCUUGAUUUUUUGAUCCUAGCAAUAUGAAAUGUGCAUGUUUUUUGAAUUCCGAAGGCUUUUUCACGAUUUUUUGAAAAGACAUACCCGUUUUCUAAAGCAAUAGCAGUGUGGUUUUGUUGAUUUUAUCGAAAAGAGCUUAUUUUUUGAUUCAAACCAUGUUUUAUCUAAUAUAAAUACAGUUUUGAAAGUGCUGAUCAACCAUUUUUAGAAUACGCGUUUUUAUUUCUGUCUGAAUGAGUUUCGAGAAUUAGACGGAAUAAACAUAUGACUUGAAACUUAUUCGUCACUGGUUUGCCAACAUCUCGUGAUUUAUUAUUUUUCGAUAUUUCUCGACUUUUUCAAGAUUAUAACUUUCAGAUAAGCUUUUAUUUUUCUUUUUGUUAGAGUGUUUAGAGGAUUUGGAAAAAUUUUUCCGGCUUUGCGAAAAGAAAAAGAAAACAUAAUUAAUAAAUUUAAAUUGCACAAAGGCGGAUCGUGUGAAAUUCGAGAAAAAAAUGCAGAAAUUCAUGGUUAAAAAAAGGUAUUUCAAAUCGAUUUCUUGAAAUUUUUUUGUUCAAAGCGAACCUUUUUUUCCAGUGAUAUUCUUUUUUUAGUUGAAAAGUAUAAAAAAAUACCCAUUUUCAGUACGCAAAACUGAUCUUGCCUCAUGUCGCCCCUCGUUCUGCUCACAUGUGCAUAUACGGUACUUGGCGCGUCAAUAUUCUACAGUGUAGAACGGCCACACGAAAUCCAAAUGAAACAGCAACAGGUUUGAAAAGAGUAAAAGUACACGAAAAUUCCAAAAAUUUUGAUGGGGAAACUGUGCGUCGCUUGCUAAAGGGAUCGCGCCUUGCUUGCAAAUCGGGCGUGGCUUCCACAUUUUUCAGCCAAAAAUUAAAGCGCCGGUAAUUAUCACCCAUUAUAUGUGAACUCUUCGCAAUAGGGCGCACUUGGUUUUACACAUAUUUCGAGGAAAUGCGAAUAAUUUCUAUCUCGCCUCGCUUUUUCUGAGGUUUUCAUUUGUUUAUAUGAUUUAUAAUCAAAUUACAGGGUAG